Messenger RNA from Hippocampus comes (tiger tail seahorse), 486 nucleotides. RefSeq names its product neuronal acetylcholine receptor subunit alpha-7-like. The coding region runs from base 244 to 486 and encodes 80 amino acids. NCBI's taxonomy places the organism in Eukaryota, Metazoa, Chordata, Actinopteri, Syngnathiformes, Syngnathidae. Gene Ontology annotation, cellular component: membrane. Gene Ontology annotation, molecular function: extracellular ligand-gated monoatomic ion channel activity. Gene Ontology annotation, biological process: monoatomic ion transport. The transcript has 2 exons. The record is from RefSeq and is a predicted model, not a curated record.
AACCCCCCUCCCCCGACUGCUGAUUGCUUCCUUUGAGUUCAUUAUUUGUGCUACACUGUGUUCUCCAUUUGAGUCCCACCUCUUCCUCUUAGUCUUUCUCUCUCCUCCGGCAUCUGCUCCAUCCCUGUCUCGCUGGCUUUCCUGCAGCUUCCUUCCUCCUCCUCCUCCUCCUCUUCCUCAUUCUUGCCUUCCCGUCUGUCUGCUGCCACUCUUCCUUCUCUUCCUCCUCCUCCGUCGACCAGGAUGUGGCGUUCGGCGGCUCUGCUCGUCUCGGGAAUCUCGGCGUUGAUCCACGUGUCUUCGGGGGGUCCUCACCAGAGAAAUCUGCUGAAGAGCCUGCUAAAGGACUACAACCGCAUGGAGCGCCCUGUCGGGAAUGACUCGCACCCGCUCACCGUCACCUUCUCGCUCAGUUUGAUCCAGAUCAUGGACGUGGUGGGUGCGGCCGGCCCGGGGGGCAAGGUUGGGGGUAAAAAAGUGAAUUAG